UAAAUUAUUGUAUGGUUCGAAUUACCUCGGGAUAAAAAAAAUGGAGAAACUGGGAGUUCAUCGAGAUGCUAGUCAGCUUAUAUCAGUGCGUGAAUUUUUGACGUCUUGGGAUGCGUCGGUUAUUCCGGGUAUGGAGAUGAUAUCUACCAAAAGUGACGCAGCAAUGCUUAAAGCGUUGUCUAAAGAAAUGGGCACUCCUAUAGACACUUUGCAGGAACUUAGCACUGUGUGUGGGGAGUCCACAUUAAAAUGUGCAGAUGAAAUAAAACAACCAGAGUUUUUAGAAAAGGUACCACCUGAUGUAAACCUAAUGACACUCAGGGUUCAGAGAGAUGAACUGGAACGCCGUCAAAAGAAUCCAACUUACAAAACAUUCAUUAAAAAAGCAAUGAGAUUGAAAAAAUGUGACUACUUAAUGAAUUUUCCUCCAGAUGCAGCUCAGGUUAAGGAGGAGUGUCCUAAAGAAUUCUGUGUCCAGCAUCCAGACGUGAUAAUAACAGCACACGUUCACCAACCUAACAACACCCACCUAAGCUUCAACAUGAAGAUUGGUCUGGACCAGACUCUGCUGGUCUUGGGCUGUGAGAGGUUGACAGACCUCCGGGACAAGAUCACCUGUGUGAAUGAUCUCGCGUUAGCAGGGGAUCUGAGUGAGAACCCAGAUUUCACACCCGAGCAUUACGCUAAGGAUAUUUAUAAAUCAGGAUUUUUCUACAUCGAGGGCUGUUUUUACAAUGAUUUCCGUGAUGGUGGUUCACAGGAUUACAGCCAAGUGAUACGUGAUUGGGCCAAGGAGCCAGGGAGAGGAAUAGGGCCGAUGCAGUCAGUAGCAAUGGAAGAUACGUCCUUCUUGGACCUAAACAUCAGACUGGGUCAGCCCUACAUCUACCUCCACCAGGGGGACUGUGAACAUCUCAUUGUAUUCUCAGAUAUAAGGGUUUUGAGUUAUCAGGAUCCACAAGACAUUCGUGAUUAUCCCCUUGUAACCCACAAACACCUGAAGAAUCAGACAAAGUGUCGGGUCUGUCAGAUGCAUGCUUCAAGAUGGAUGGCCUAUGACAGUGAACACUCCCCGGAGAAUCCCAGCUUCUUCUGUGAGCAGUGUUUUCGAGCUCUUCACUACGACGAGCAUGGAAAUAAAAUUGGGAACUUUCAGGCAUUCAGAUACUUUGACAAAAGUGCUGUCAUAUGAAAAUUGUGUAUCCAAGACAACUCUGUGCAUCUCUAUUGUCAUCUCUGUGAAGGCAGGUUGAUUCAACAUGCUUACAACUGCAGAGCAGUUGUCUUCGUCAUUUUCAGUGGCAAAUAUGUUGACGAGAAGGUUCUAUCAACUGUGUAAAUGAUUUCUGGAACUGUGUUUUAUUAACAAUAUGUUUGCACCAAUCAAAGUGAUACAAUUGUUCAUUGAUGAUGGUCAAAUAAAACCAUUUACAGAUACACAUAUAA
Molecule: messenger RNA, 1446 nt
Organism: Magallana angulata
Lineage: Eukaryota; Metazoa; Mollusca; Bivalvia; Ostreida; Ostreidae
Product: snRNA-activating protein complex subunit 3-like
Exons: 9
Coding region: 41-1192 (383 amino acids)
Biological process (GO): snRNA transcription by RNA polymerase III; snRNA transcription by RNA polymerase II
Cellular component (GO): snRNA-activating protein complex
Molecular function (GO): RNA polymerase III type 3 promoter sequence-specific DNA binding; bent DNA binding; core promoter sequence-specific DNA binding
Source: RefSeq, a predicted model, not a curated record